AUGUCGUUUACAGGUGUGCAGAAAUCCGUGUCCCUUCGCAAGGACUACGGUGGCAAUUGCAAUGUCAAACUAUGGACCCAAUUCAAGUGUGAACUCGGGACCGGUGCGAGUGCCACCAUUACGGUGGAGGAAAUCACCGACUUCGCGGAGUUCCUGGUGUCCAAGCCCUACUUGUCCGCGGUAAAUUACCUCGGGGCUGCGGUUGGCUAUGAAGCGAGCCGCAACAAGCUGCAGGAGUCGGUGCAUUUCGAGCGACGCUAUAAGCAGCUCCGUGCCAGUGUGGUCAAGGAGCUUAGCAGGGUUCUGCCGACACAGGCCAAGGUCAUUGCAACCCGGGACAUGGUGAAGAUGCCGCAGCAGCUCCGGACCCUUUUGGUCCUACCCGUCCUUCUGGGGUGGCGGGAUGCUUCCUUGUGUGAAGCAUCCAAUGCGGAUGUCGAGCUGGUAGGCGACCGCCUCUUGGUCCAUUGCGGUAAGGACAAGGUGCAGAGAGAGAGAGAGAGCUGGAAUCAAUGA
Amoebophrya sp. A120 is the source of this 516-nucleotide messenger RNA. The record is from the annotation of a GenBank genome assembly. Lineage: Eukaryota; Dinophyceae; Syndiniales; Amoebophryaceae.